Arctia plantaginis is the source of this 2061-nucleotide messenger RNA. The record is from the annotation of a GenBank genome assembly. NCBI's taxonomy places the organism in Eukaryota, Metazoa, Arthropoda, Insecta, Lepidoptera, Erebidae.
AUGAGAGGGACUUUGGAGAAUCUGCUUAAAGAAACUCCUGUACAAAUAAAUCAAAUAUUACCAGCAAAAGGUAUUGGGGUUUUGCACUUGGCUGUGGGCAUAGAACCCAUAGAAAAGUCAAAAAAAUGCACUGAGUUACUGCUGAAGCAUGGAGGAGAUCCUAACUUAUGCAAUGACGAUGGCGUAACACCAGUACAUAUAGCAGCAAUAUGGGGCAGAGUGGACAACCUUAAGUUGCUCAUAGGCUGUGGCGGAGACCCUUCAAGGAGAGACUAUGAUGGGCAUUCAGCCUUUGACUACGCAACCAGAGAAGAACAGUGGGAAGUGUUUGACUAUCUACACAAUGUUGUAGAUGAAACAGAUGUUUCAUAUAGACCCAAAUGUGCUUAUACAUUAGGAUUAGAAAGAGUGUUAUUGACAACAGACCAAAUUGUCGCCGAAUAUGGGCCGAUCGUCGAUGAUAACGCACAAGAACCUCCGACAGCCCGAAAGUCGGAAUUAAUUAACGAUUGGUGCGAAAAUAACAGUCUGACUAUUAACAAAUUGUACCCAACGAUAUUAGGCGAUACAUACCUCAUUGAUAACGAAUCGGCGCCGUGGAAGAGUACUUUUAUUGACUUCAGUGAUAACAUUACCCUCGAUCUCACUAAAGAUAGAAUUUCAAGUGACACAAACGUUAGUUUUAAAUCAUGUAUCUCGAAAAAGCUGACUGACGUAGAAAUAAGUGGUAUUCAACCUUUGAACUUUACCUUAGAUCAAAGUAAAUCAGACAGUUCUAACACUUUGAAUAAAAGGAUUAGUGUUUACGAAAACUUCUCACUGCCAGGAUCUCCUCAGACAAUAACUCAUAUCAAUUAUCAUUCGAAAACUAGUUUGAAGAAGAAGAAACAAGAAAAUAGUGGUAGCAACGUGAUCUCAAAUGACUGUUCUCAGGAGUUGGAUAAAGUGUUGGCUGUUGUACAGAACAAAACUAAUGAAUAUCUCUGUACGAGUAAGGGAGAGGUAAAUAAUACUCGAAGGUCUUCUGCCAGUAGUGGGGUGAGCAGUCACUUGUCUGGAGGCAGUAUUGUGAUAGCGAAUGUCCACGAAGAAUACAAAUAUGAAGACAAAGAUGAGGAUGUUGUACUCAUUGAGAGGAGACUUCUUGUGUCGCCUGUUGUGCUUCCCGUCGACGAUGGUAUGGAAUCAGUAUCACCAGAUCUCACAAUAAUUUCCGUCGCCUCAUCCCUACCAGCAUCUGUACAGUACGAUGAUAACACGCUCAGAGCAGAACUGGUUCGACUCGGAUUUACCCCCGGGCCAAUACAGAGUACCACGAGAAGUUUGUACUUAAAGAAGCUGCAAGCAUUGAAAAAGGAAUCCAGAUAUGAGAAUGUCGAUAAAUUGAGUGACAAGUUGAAGACAUUACAUGUGAACGAUAAACAGCCUAAAAAAACUUACAGUAUCGAAAUUGAAAAAUGUUUGCGCAAUCCUGAUUGGAUGCUCAAUCUAACAAAUUAUGUGGAGUUGGAAAACAAAGCGCGGCUGGAUUUUACCGACAAUAAGAAGAAAUGGCGCGAGGGAACCGCUAAGACGUCAUUCACAUACCUACUGUUAGACCCCAGACUCACUGACAACCUGCCAGCUAAGGCUGGGAAGCAGAAUCAACAUUUCUCUUGGACAACUUUUGUUAAUUCUAUAUUUUACGUUGGCAAAGGUAAACGCUCCAGACCGUAUUCGCAUCUAUAUCAAGCUCUGACUUUGUGGAAGAAAGACUUCAAGACGUCCAAAGAUAAGAAAGUCCAACAUAUAUUAGAUAUCUGGAUGGACAAGGUAGGUGUCGUGUGCCUGCACGUGUUUCAGAACGUGAUCCCAGCAGAAGCGUACACGUACGAAGCCGCCAUGAUCGACGCCCUCGGUUUGACGACCUUGAAGAAUUUGAAGGUCGGCAAUUAUUAUGGUGCAGUGGCAUCGUGGCCUUUGAAGGAACGACGAAUGCUCGGCGUCUAUCUCCUAUAUAAGGCUAUGCUGAUAUUCCUCAGCGAAGGUGAGAGACAGCUGCGACCUGAAGACUUAGACUGA